Messenger RNA from Plodia interpunctella (Indianmeal moth), 599 nucleotides. RefSeq names its product larval cuticle protein A2B-like (gene CPR69). The coding region runs from base 43 to 510 and encodes 155 amino acids. Lineage: Eukaryota; Metazoa; Arthropoda; Insecta; Lepidoptera; Pyralidae. Gene Ontology annotation, cellular component: extracellular matrix. The transcript is spliced from 2 exons. The record is from RefSeq and is a predicted model, not a curated record.
UCCACUUCGAGGACUGUGACAUCCUAUCCCAAGCAGACAGACAUGGACACCAAGAUUGUAGUAAUCACCUGUUUACUCGGCGUGGCCAGCGCCGGCGUCCUUGCCCCAGUAGCUCCCCUGCCCUUAGCUCGAGUUGACCCUUUCCCGCAAUACUCCUACGGCUACGACGUCCAGGACGCCCUGACUGGGGAUUACAAGGGCCACCAAGAGCAAAGGAAUGGAGAUCUAGUAACAGGGUCGUAUACAGUCGUCGAUCCCGACGGCACAAGGAGGAUUGUGGACUACUCUGCCGAUCCUCUCAAUGGUUUUAACGCGGUUGUUCGCCGUGAACCACUGGUCGUCGCUGCGCCCGCGAGGGUUGUAGCCCCAGCACCAGUCUUGGCCCCUGCCCCAGUUGUAGGCCCAGCCCCACUAGUUGCCCCCGCCCCCGUGUACCGCAGGGCACCAAUUUUCGCUCCAGCCCCAGCCCCACUCCUGGCCCCAAGACUACCUAGUCCUUACUUUUUGUAGGUGAAUUAUUACAAUUUUGUUGUGUUAUUUUUGUACUCAUAGGAUUUUUAUGACUGUUAUUUUUAUCAUUAAACGACUUAAAGGUUAAA